Molecule: messenger RNA, 1188 nt
Organism: Symbiodinium necroappetens
Lineage: Eukaryota; Dinophyceae; Suessiales; Symbiodiniaceae
Source: the annotation of a GenBank genome assembly
AUGCCGUUGGUUUACGAGGCAAAUGUCAUGGGCUUCACACAAGACUGCCCCAUGGGCAUUUGGGUAUUUUCCUCCGGAUGGUUGGCGAUUUUGCUGGGCUUGCUCGGAACGCCCUACUUGCCGGACUGUUGCAGUCCUUCCGAUGUUGGGUUCAUCGAUGUGGCCAGCAUCCACCAGCAGGACCGUGAGCUGAUGGAGAGAGGGGUCUACGGCAUUGCGGGUUUUUUGCGCGUCUCCUCGGAGCUUCGGAUACUGUGGAGUUCGCCGUACCUGUCCCGUCUUUGGUGCAUUUUCGAGCUGGCAGCAUACAAGAAGGUCAAUCCGUGUGGCAUGAUCACUUUCCGACCGCUCUACGUCGAAAGGGUCCUGGCCAUAAUGCUGCUCUCUGGUGCAAGCUUUGGCCUUUGCUUCGUGUUGGUAAGGUCGGGUAGUGGAGGAGCCUCCAUGGCUUAUGUUGGCUAUGCGCUCUUCGUCAUUCCGUACACCAUUGCUGCAGUUCUCCUGAGGAGAAAUUUCCGGGAGAAGCACAUGCUGCGACAGGAGUUGGAGACUUUUGACUUUAGCAACGUCUCUUGCGCAAAGGAGUUCGACCGAAAGUUCAUUCUUGCCGCGAUCGAGAAGUGGUACGGGAGCCAGGAAGCCUUUUCUGAGUUUGUGCAGACCGAGCUGCGCCAGCAGCUGGAGCCACUGCUGGCCACCAGUCGCUUCCCCACUCCAUAUCUCCUGCUGGUUUUCGCCGCAUUGAUGACCGCUAGCCUCGAAUUCCUUCUAGCUUUGUGGAAAGGCGGUGCUCCACCCGCAUGUUUGGUGUCCUUUGCCGUCGGGAUCCUUGUGGGUGUGGACAUCUUCUUGGUUGGUGCCUUGAUCGUUUUUUUCGCAAACAUUUGCGAUCGUCUGGCACCUCAGCGCUUCGGCAGAUUCGAUCAUCUGCAGACCGCCUUGGCCAUGCUGCUUAUCACGGUGGUCUUCGGCAUUGGAUCGUCCAUGGGGACUGUUGCCUACAGCUCCAGCCUGGAACAUGGCUUUCUCUUUGCAUUAGCAUGCCUAUUGCUUGGUUGCUUCAUCUGGUGGAUAGAUGGAGCCGCUAACUCUUGUGCCUGCUGCUCACAGCCGUCACCAGAGCACGAGGUUGCACCGUCUCAUCAGACUGCUUGCAGUCCGAUUCCAGAAGUGUCCGAACAACCGUGA